CCUCCAUUGCUAACUUCACGUCUCAUCAUUUGCGGCAAAUAUUUCGCGUUGUUUAGAUAUUUUUAGAGGAAAGUGUAAUAUUUUCUUUAUUUUAAUAAAAUUCACAUAAAUAUUAAUUAAAAAUGGCUGAUGUUCUCGAUAUUGAUAAUGCGGAAGAGUUCGAAGUUGAUGAGGAUGGCGAUCAGGGCAUUGUACGCCUAAAGGAGAAAGUCAAGCACCGCAAGGGUCGUGGAUUUGGCAGCGAGAGUAAUUCCCGCGAGCCCAUACAAAGUUAUGAACGUGUACGCCACGAAGACGAAGAUGAACUUGAGCCGGGUCCACAACGUUCCGUUGAAGGUUGGAUUUUGUUUGUAACCUCAAUACAUGAGGAGGCGCAAGAAGAUGAUAUACAAGAGAAGUUUUGUGAAUUUGGUGACAUUAAAAAUAUACACUUGAAUUUGGAUCGACGUACCGGUUUCUCUAAAGGCUAUGCGCUAGUCGAAUACGAGACCCAUAAGCAAGCGUUGGCGGCAAAAGAAGCAUUGCAUGGUACAGAAAUUAUGGGUCAAGUUAUACAGGUAGAUUGGUGUUUUGUGAAAGGACCCAAACGCAUGAAAAAAUCAGAGAAACGAAGGAGAUAAAUGCUGAACAGAUACUGAUAUUUAUGCGAUACUUUGACAGACAUAGUAUCGUUUUUAGAGGAGACGAUGAAGGAAAAUUACUUUUUUAAGAUGAUUGAAUAUGAAAAGAAAAUGUAAUAAAUCUAUUUAAAAUGAUUUCCAUGUAUUUAGGUAUUUAAAAACUAAAUAAAUAAACCUCAUAAAAAUAAA
This is a messenger RNA of Zeugodacus cucurbitae (melon fly), 809 nucleotides long. It is a transcript of the gene tsu, whose product is annotated as RNA-binding protein 8A. The record is from RefSeq and is a predicted model, not a curated record. The transcript is spliced from 2 exons. Gene Ontology annotation, biological process: RNA splicing. Gene Ontology annotation, molecular function: mRNA binding. Gene Ontology annotation, cellular component: exon-exon junction complex; nucleus; cytoplasm. The coding region runs from base 123 to 620 and encodes 165 amino acids. Lineage: Eukaryota; Metazoa; Arthropoda; Insecta; Diptera; Tephritidae.